GUCUGUCCGCCCUUUCCUUCGACCGCCAGUUGUACUUAACUUAUGUCUAACGGUAACCUGUGUCGAACCAGCCUACGUACGCGUACCACGACUCGCGCACAACGUUCUGUCUCUCGUAGGCCCCACGCAAUACCACUACGCUGCCGACACCGUUCCACUCACCCCCAAGAGCCCGCCUCAUCUUCAGAUUGGCCAAAUCCCAUCUCCUCCUCCUCUAUUCUCGUCCGCUCCAAAUCUACCUUCGAAGCAUUCGCUUCGAGGCAUCCGGAUCCUCAUGAGCUCAGCGAGCCUUCCGCGGACGUCUCGCGCUUCCUGAUACACCUCAAGGCGACCACGUCGCGCGCACGACGGGCCACGCACGCGAUGUGGGCCUGGCGGAGCAUAUCUGCCACACACGGCGUCCGCUCGUGCGCGGACGACGGCGGCGAGGCUGGCGCCGGUAAGAAACUGGAACGCUUGUUGGAGCUCUCGGCAUGCGAGAACGUGGUGCUGGUCGUGUUCCGGUGGUAUGGGGGCGUGCAGCUUGGGUCGCAGAGGUGGAAGUGCAUCUCGCAGGUGGCCAAGGAGGCGUUGGAGGCGGGCGGAUUCCGUGGCAGCCCGUCUGCGAAGGAUGGCGCGAAGCGACGGUAGACUGAGGCGAUUUCAACAUUUUUGGUAAACUUGUCGCUUUGCGGCUCUUCCGAGCUCGCCGUCGUCAGUAUGCUGGGGCGUUAAGUAAAUAUUGGUGAUGAACACUGAACGCGCGUGGGCCUCUGAUCAUGGCUUUAACUAUGGGUCGUCGUUCCCACCAUGACACGCGCUCUCCAAGUAGAGGUGAGUCUCCUCCACCAACUUCGUAAUGCGAUUUCUCCCAAACUGUCUCCCCCAGUAUGCGUGUCGUUGGGUACAC
Rhodofomes roseus is the source of this 889-nucleotide messenger RNA. RefSeq lists its product as uncharacterized. The transcript has 2 exons. The coding region runs from base 43 to 630 and encodes 195 amino acids. NCBI's taxonomy places the organism in Eukaryota, Fungi, Basidiomycota, Agaricomycetes, Polyporales, Fomitopsidaceae. The record is from RefSeq and is a predicted model, not a curated record. Gene Ontology annotation, biological process: regulation of translational initiation. Gene Ontology annotation, cellular component: cytoplasm.